AUGGUAGUUGCCAUGUCCGGGGGCGUCGAUUCGAGCGUAACAGCGCUGCUGCUCGCUCAAGCGGAUGCGUACGAUCUAGAGGCCGUGUUCAUGCGCAACUGGAACGAGCUCGACGAGAGCGGACGCAUGGAACCCGGGUCGGGCGGCGCAUCGGGCUGCACGUGGCAGCGCGACUGGGAAGAUGUCCAGGCCGUCUGUAGACACCUUGGCAACAUCCCCGUCAGGAUGGUCGACCUUAGCCGCGAGUACUGGACGCAGGUCUUCGAGCCGGCGCUGGACGAGUGGAGGGACGGCACAACGCCCAAUCCCGACGUCAGUUGCAACCGCGAAAUCAAGUUCGGCGCACUCAUGGACCGGAUCAUCCCCCAAGCAGGCAUGGCUUCAAGCACCCAAUCUGGCGCUUCUCCGGCUACAGCGGAGGGCGGCAAGACCUGGCUGGCAACAGGACACUAUGCGAGGGUUGGCUGGUCGCCCGAGGCAAGGCCGAUGUUGAUGCGUGCCACGGACAGGACGAAAGACCAGACCUACUACCUCUCGUCCGUGGGCGAGGCCAAGCUGCAGCAUGCGCACUUCCCACUUGCCGGUCUGCUCAAAUCGGAGGUGCGCGAGCUUGCAGCCAAGUACGAGCUGCCUACAGCCGCGCGCAAGGAGUCGAUGGGUAUUUGCUUCAUUGGCACGCGCGGAUCCGACGGCAAAGCCAUCAGCAACACUCUCGGCUUCGAGUCCUUCCUCAACGGCUACAUUGCCUCUCCUCCCGGCGAGAUGGUCGACGAGUCUGGCCGCGUCGUGGGUCAGCACCGCGGACUACACUCGCUCACCGUGGGCCAGAGGGCAAGGAUAGCGGGGGCAAGCGAGAAGUUCUACGUCGCCCGAAAGGACACGAAACACAAUCGCAUCGUCGUCGUUCAGGGCAAGAACCAUCCGAUGCUCAUGUGCACGCGCCUCAGAGUGGCACAUCUAGACUGGAUCUGGAAGGAGCCCCCACCAGAGCUACUACAGGGUGCGGCAGGAAGCGUAAGGGUGCUGGCUCAGGUGAGACACAGGCAGGCCGAAACCGAGUGCAUCGUGACCAGGCACCAGGGUGGGCAGGGAAGUGGAUAUGUGGUCGAGUUCCCGGAGCCCGUGCUGGCGGUGGCGCCAGGACAGGUGCUCGGGUUGUGGAGGGGUGAAUGGUGUCUCGGCAGCGGCAUCAUCCAGUCGGUUGAUACUUUGCACGACGACGCAGCACGACCGCGCGCAGGGUCAAUCUGA
Molecule: messenger RNA, 1251 nt
Organism: Moesziomyces antarcticus
Lineage: Eukaryota; Fungi; Basidiomycota; Ustilaginomycetes; Ustilaginales; Ustilaginaceae
Product: tRNA-methyltransferase
Exons: 1
Coding region: 1-1251 (416 amino acids)
Biological process (GO): tRNA wobble position uridine thiolation
Cellular component (GO): mitochondrion
Molecular function (GO): sulfurtransferase activity
Source: RefSeq, a predicted model, not a curated record